This is a messenger RNA of Vicia villosa (hairy vetch), 1221 nucleotides long. RefSeq names its product protein neprosin-like. NCBI's taxonomy places the organism in Eukaryota, Viridiplantae, Streptophyta, Magnoliopsida, Fabales, Fabaceae. The transcript is spliced from 7 exons. The record is from RefSeq and is a predicted model, not a curated record. The coding region runs from base 1 to 1221 and encodes 406 amino acids.
AUGGACCUUACCUCUCCAAUCACCUAUCUCCUUCUACAUUUACUUGUCUUUGUUUCUCUGUUUUAUUCUAAUAAUUCUCUAGAAACAAGAAAUCCAUUAGUUAAUCAAACUUUUAGAUCAGAGGAUGAAAUUCAAAAGUUGAAGGAAACCAUAGCUAUUCAACUUAAGCAACUCAACAAGCCAGCAGUUAAGACAAUUCAUAGUCCAGACGGUGAUAUUAUAGAUUGUGUUUUGACACAUCUACAACCAGCUUUUGAUCAUCCUUUAUUAAAAGGACAAAAACCAUUGGAUCCUCCAGAAAUUCCAAAAGGGGAUAAUCAAAAGGGUAAUUUUAGUAAAGGUUUUCAACUCUGGAGUUUAUCGGGUGAAUCAUGUCCAGAUGAAACUAUUCCAAUAAGAAGAACAACAGAACAAGAUUUGAUAAGAGCUAGCUCUGAUAGUAGAUUUGGAAGAAAAUUUCCCAUUGGUAACAAUUAUCACCAACAUGCAAUUCAGUAUGUGCAAGAUGGAGUGUUCUAUGGAGGUCAAGCUAAUUUGAAUGUGUGGAAUCCACAGGGAGACUCUCAAGAUCUACUCAGCUUGGCUCAAAUGUGGGUAAUGUCUGGUACAUUUGGAAAAGACCUCAACACUAUUGAAACUGGUUGGCAGGUAGAUGUUGAUCUCUAUGGGGACCGUCGCACUAGAUUUUUCAUUUUUUGGACGGCUGAUGCGUAUGACAAAACUGGUUGCUUCAACUUAAAAUGCCCUGGCUUUGUUCAAACCAACAAAGAUAUUGCAUUAGGAGCUACAAUUGCUCACAUGUCUACAUAUAAUGGAAACCAAUAUAAAAUUUCCUUAUCCGUAUGGAAGGAUGUAAAGACAGGAAAUUGGUGGCUUAGUUAUGAAAAUAAAACCGUUGGAUAUUGGCCAUCCUCCAUAUUCACAAACCUAAAAGAUGUUGCAACUAUGGUUCAUUGGGGUGGAGAAAUAUUUAAUCAAAAUUAUCCACUAGCUUCUUCCGUCCAAAUGGGUAGUGGACACUUUCCUGAAGAGGGUUAUAAAAGAGCUGCACAUAUUAGCCAUAUUAAUGUUUUAAAUUCAAAUAGAGUUUGGGUUAAGCCAACAAAUCCACAGUAUUAUGCAGAUCGCCCAAAUUGUUAUAAUGUAAAAGGAGGAAUUGACCGUAAUUUGGGGACUUACUUUUUUUAUGGUGGACCGGGUAAGAAUAAGAAUUGUCUCUAA